AUGGUCAGUAAAUUCGCGCACACCGGCAAAUGCAAUUUCAAAACUCCUCAAUCUUUUCCACUUACUGUACAACAGCUUGGAGUUGAGGAUAAGAUCCGUUUGUUGCAUGGAUGUUGCCUGGACCUCGUCACACUGCGCGCCACGCACUCCUUCAGUCUGUCUGCACAAGCCCAAGGUAUUGUGAACGAAAGUUCAAACGGUGAGCGUAUCCCCUUCAACGGGAAUGUGGCCGAUGGACGUGCAGAUUAUGCUACAUCACAUGUCCCG
Molecule: messenger RNA, 267 nt
Organism: Opisthorchis viverrini
Lineage: Eukaryota; Metazoa; Platyhelminthes; Trematoda; Opisthorchiida; Opisthorchiidae
Exons: 1
Source: RefSeq, a predicted model, not a curated record